CAGAUAAAGUCAAAACCGCCCCCCCUCUUUUUCCCAGCCAUGCAAACUGCGGGAUGAAGCUGGAAGCUGUGGUCGAGCAGCUGCAGAAGCAGCAGCAGAAGCAACAAACGCCUCUGCAGAUGGAUUCCAGGGAGAGACAGCAGAGGCAGAUGAGAGAAGCCCAGCUGCUCUACACUCAGCAGCUGGCCGUGCAGCAGGCUGUCCUAGCAGCCACAUCUGGCAGGGCUUCGGGCGGCUCUGCCGUUGGUCCCUUGGCCAGAGGCCCACCUGCGGCCGGAGCUACGCGGGCUUUCGAUCAGAGCAGCAUGAAUUCGGAGCCAGAAGAGGAGGAGGAGGAAGAGGAGGAGGAAGAAGAGGAGGAGGAGGAAGAAGAGGAAGAAGGGGGUUUGGAAGGUGGCGAUCUUGAGGAUGGCGCUGAUGUGACUGGAAAAGAAACCUGCUCUGCUCUGAAAUAUUUUCAUGCUCCCAAAGUUGCCCAUCAUAACCAAAGAGUGGCCUCUACCUCUAAUCCUCUUCCAGCUCCGGGGCACCAGCGGGGACAGCAGGGCAAAGAAGAACAGGGUAAAGACACUACUAAACAACCGUAUUCCGGUUCCCCGUCUGGACGCCAGAACUGGCGGUUGGACGAGCAGCUCAAGCAGAACGGCAACGUGACCUGGAGCGAUGAAGGCGAUGGAUGCCGAGGAAGAGAAAUUUCCCGAGACUUUGCCAAGCUCUAUGAACUGGAUAGCGACCCUGAACGGAAAGAGUUCCUGGAUGACCUCUUCAUCUUUAUGCAGAAGAGGGGAACUCCCAUCAAUCGGAUCCCUAUCAUGGCAAAGCAGAUCCUGGAUCUCUAUAUGCUCUACAAGCUGGUGACCGAAAAAGGAGGGCUGGUGGAAAUCAUCAACAAGAAGAUCUGGCGAGAGAUCACCAAAGGCCUUAACCUGCCCACCUCCAUCACCAGUGCCGCGUUCACGCUUCGAACCCAGUAUAUGAAGUACCUAUACGCCUACGAAUGCGAGAAGAAAUCCCUCAGCUCUCCUGCCGAGCUUCAGGCCGCGAUCGAUGGCAACAGGCGGGAAGGCAGGCGGCCCAGCUACAGCUCCUCUUUGUUCAGCUACUCGCCCACCACCACGGGGCCUCCUUCCCUCCUGUCUCCCCCAAAGAUCCGCUUCCCCAUCAUCGGCGUCGCGCCAGGCAGCGGGACCAGCAAUCCUCGGGUGUCUCCAGCAGCGGCUGUCAGAAAAGGUGACGGCGUGCCCUUGACUGUGUCUAUGCCAAAUCGUAUUGCCGUGCCAGUGACCUUGGCCAGCCAGCAAGCAAGCGUGGCAGCGAGAACGGCCACCCUAGAGCAGCUGAGGGAGAGACUGGAGUCAGGAGAGCCUCCGGAGAAGAAGGUCUCGCGGAUGACGGAGGAGGAGCAGCGGCUCGUCCAGCAGGCUCUUCAACGCAACCUGUUCAGCAUGGCGCGGCAGAUCCCCAUGAAGAUCAAAAUCAAUGGCAAGGAAGAUAAACCGGACUCGGCAGCAGCGGCGGCACUGAAUUUGUCACCUAACGGCAUUGGGAGUAUUAACAUGUCGGUGGAGAUUAACGGCACAAUUUAUGCUGGAGUGCUUUUUGCCCAGAAGCCAGUCGUCCAUCUCAUCGCAGGCUCCGGCACUCAAAGUUCCUGCAGCAGCAGCAGCAGCUCCCACUGCUCUCCCAGCCCUACCUCAUCCCGGGGGACCCCCAGCGCAGAGCCCUCCACCAGCUGGUCUCUCUGACGGCCGGGCGAGCCUGCUGUCUCUCACACUGGCCCCCGGCAGCUCUUCUUCCUCCCUGCGUUCAGUGGGGAGCGAGCCGGGACGGAGUCGCACAGAUUACCUCAUCUCAAGGAACCUGCUUUUGUGGUUGGCCAACGGCAAGAUGAUGAUGAUGCUGAAUCCUU
Balearica regulorum gibbericeps (East African grey crowned-crane) is the source of this 1909-nucleotide messenger RNA. Lineage: Eukaryota; Metazoa; Chordata; Aves; Gruiformes; Gruidae. The record is from RefSeq and is a predicted model, not a curated record.